This is a messenger RNA of Gossypium raimondii (Peruvian cotton), 2557 nucleotides long. Its product is annotated as calcium-dependent mitochondrial ATP-magnesium/phosphate carrier protein 2. The record is from RefSeq and is a predicted model, not a curated record. Bases 598 to 2115 code for a protein of 505 amino acids. The transcript is spliced from 4 exons. NCBI's taxonomy places the organism in Eukaryota, Viridiplantae, Streptophyta, Magnoliopsida, Malvales, Malvaceae. Gene Ontology annotation, molecular function: ATP transmembrane transporter activity; calcium ion binding. Gene Ontology annotation, biological process: transmembrane transport.
UUCAAAGUUGGGAAUUUGAACCAUACUCUUUGUUCUACCUUCAAUAAUCUUGCACGUGUAUUUUCCCAAUUUCUCUUUCUCCCCCUUUCCUUAGAACCGCCCUCUUUUUCCUUCCUUCAUUCAAUCCCGCUCUAUUAUUGUUUUCUUUGAUUGAAUUUGAUAUUUGGAACAGAAAAACAAAACACAGCAUUCAAACUACUUGGAAUUCAUCCCCAUUCUUUUUUAUUUUAUAAGCCUGUUCCUUUGGAGUUUUGACUCUAUUUUUCCUUCUUUUUUGACCUCCCCUACCCCAAAGAAAAGUCUACCUCUUUUAUUUCUCUCACUAAUUCCAGUCAAUUUUUUGCGUCCUUUCCUUAAUUGAUUCUUGGGUAUAUUAUUUGUACCCCUUUUUUUUUAAAAAAAAGCAGGAAUAAAGAAAAAAAAAGGCUACUUAUUUAUUUCUGUUGUUUGUUUCCGGUUUAAUAAAAAAACAGAUCUUCCCUUCGAAGCUCCAUGAUUGCAGAGAACAGUGCCGAGAUACAACAACAUUCACAGAAAAAUAAGUGAUUUUCGGAUUAAAGGUAAAUCGUAAACGUCAUCGUUUUGGUGUUUGUUGUUAUGCCUGGCGCAGCAGGGCAGGGCGUGGAACAUGUAGGCUUGCCUAAAAUGGAAGCGAAAUCCGAAGCCGGAUGUAGCAACCCCGUCAAAAAGAAGGGACCCGUCUCAAUGGAUCACGUUCUCUUGGCAUUACGCGAGACGAAGGAGGAAAGGGAUUUAAGGAUUCGGAGUUUGUUCAACUUUUUCGAUGCAGCCAAUGUGGGAUUCUUGGAUUACGGUCAGAUCGAAAAGGGUCUCUCGGCUUUGCAGAUUCCGGCCGAGUAUAAGUACGCCAACGAUCUGUUGAAAGUCUGCGAUGCAAACAGAGAUGGGCGCGUGGAUUAUCAAGAGUUUAAAAGGUAUAUGGAUGACAAAGAGCUUGAACUUUAUAGGAUUUUCCAAGCUAUUGAUGUGGAGCACAAUGGGUGCAUUUUGCCUGAGGAGCUUUGGGAUGCGCUUGUUAAGGCUGGGAUUUGUAUCGAUGAUGAGGAACUUGCACGAUUUGUAGAGCAUGUUGAUAAGGACAACAAUGGAAUUAUAACAUUUGAAGAAUGGAGAGAUUUCCUUCUACUCUAUCCUCAUGAAGCUACUAUGGAGAACAUCUAUCAUCAUUGGGAAAAGGUUUGCCUUGUAGAUAUCGGAGAAACAGCUGUUAUUCCCCAGGGCAUCAGUACACAUGUUAAGAGAAGCAAGUAUUUUAUUGCAGGAGGAAUAGCCGGAGCAGCUUCUCGCACUGCAACUGCUCCUCUUGAUCGCCUGAAGGUUGUUUUACAAGUGCAAACUACAAAUGCUGAUAUUCUGCCAGCUGUAAGAAAAAUAUUGAAGGAAGAUGGUAUUUUGGGGUUUUUCCGUGGUAAUGGGUUAAAUGUUGUGAAAGUAGCUCCUGAAAGUGCUAUAAAGUUCUAUGCCUAUGAAAUGUUAAAGACUGUAAUAGGAGACAGUAGAGGGGAUAAGAAGGGUGAUAUAGGUGCUAGUGGGAGACUUUUUGCUGGUGGAGUAGCCGGUGCUGUGGCACAAUGUGCUAUCUACCCAAUGGAUCUCGUAAAAACUCGAUUACAGACUUGUGCUUCGGAAGGUGGAAAGCCUCCCAAGCUGGGGAAAUUAACUAAGGAUAUAUGGGUUCAAGAGGGUCCUCGAGCAUUUUAUAAAGGUCUUGUGCCAUCUCUUCUUGGGAUUAUCCCAUAUGCUGGCAUCGACCUUACCGUCUAUGAGACCUUGAAAGAUUUUUCGAGGUCAUAUAUUCUUCAAGAUAGUGAACCCGGUCCUCUUGUGCAAUUAGGCUGUGGAACAAUUUCUGGAGCUUUAGGAGCAACCUGUGUUUAUCCUUUGCAGGUUAUUCGAACGAGAAUGCAAGCUCAACGCACUACCUCAGGUGUUGCGUAUAAUGGAAUGUCUGACGUAUUUUGGAAAACCUUUCGGAAUGAAGGUUAUAGAGGUUUUUACAAAGGACUAUUUCCUAAUCUUCUCAAAGUUGUCCCAGCUGCAAGCAUUACAUAUUUGGUUUAUGAGGCUAUGAAAAAGAGUCUAGAACUUGACUAGAGUCCACAGGAGUUCUGCAGUCGGGCCUAGCUGCCUUAUAUUUAUCGCAGAACCGAAGUUAGAGUUGACGAAUACAAUGAUAAUAAGAUGAUUAAAUGAGUAAGAUGAUUAUUUUGAGUUAGGUGAUAAUUCCCCUUCAGAGAAUGAGGUACAUAGUUUUGUAGUAAAAUUUUUUUAGACCAGGCUUAUCGAAACGAAACGUUGAGAAUCGGGUUUAUAUGACAUAAUUAUGUCGGUCUUCGAAAUCAAUAGGUAUGAUACUGUUCAAUUUUUUCUUCUUUUGCCCCUCUUGUUCAUAUCGUGUUCGAGUCGGAUGCAGGAGAUGAAGGGGAUCUCUCAUCUCAUAGAAAUUGAUUUAUUGAAGUUAUAGGUUAUGAAAUGGAUUGAUCUGUAUUUGAUAUGCAUUCUAUUUGUUAAGAACAUAGUCAUAGCUUUUUCUUAA